AUGAAUAUCGCAAAUAUAUAAAAUAGAGUUAAAUGGGCUAUUUUGGCUGUUUUUCAAAACCCAUUAAAGAAAUUAGUCCCAUCUAAAUACUACCUCUAUGAGGGAUAAAAUAAUAUAGGCUCAGAUUCAACUAAAUCAGAAGUCGUUAUAGAAGCAGAAGGUGUUUCUCCUCUUCAUGCAGAAAUUUAUAUCACUAAUGAUGGAGAUGCAUAUAUUUAAGAUCUAAACAGUAAGCAAGGUAUCUUUAAAAAGGCAUCAUUUAACCCUAAUAAAAAAGUUCGCCUUGAACAAAAUCAAAGAUUCAGCAUCAUUCCUGACCAUGAGUUUUAUAUUGGAAAAUAUAAAUGUUAUGUAGUCGCCUUUGAUGAGGAUUAUAAAAAGGGCGAAGAAAGGAGAUAAAGGGAAAGAGAUGAAAUAAGCUAAUCUUAAAGCUAAAAGAAGUAUAAUAUGACAAUCGAAUUGGAUGAAACAGACUUAGAUGAUGUUGAAAAUAAUAAUAUUUUUGCAGAUUAAGAUCAAGUAGACCAGAAAAAAUAUAAUAUGAAUGAGCAAAAAGAUAUAUCUAAUUUAUAUGAAAAAACACUUGAAUUGAGUGAUUAAGAGAACUAAUAAGAAGAAUAGCAGCUGUUUUAAAAUUCAAAUAAAUAAUCUGCAGGAGAUUAUGAGAAAACUUUGGAGAUCAAGAGUGAUGCGGAUGAUCAAGAAGAGGGAAAUAUCUUUAAUCAAAAUAAUCAAAGUAAUUAAAAAGGCAGUGAGUAUGACAAGACUUUAGAACUAUCCAGCAAUGAAGGUGAUAGAGAGGAGGAAAAUAAUUUAUUUAGGAGUAAAUAAACUAAAAAUAAAAAUGCUUAGUCAGAUGCUAACAAUUAUGAUAAAACGCUAGAGUUGAGUGAUAAAAACAGUGAUGAAGAUAACUAGAAUCUUUUUUAGAGCAGUAAAAAAAAUACUAAUAAAUAAAUGGAAUGUGAGAAAACACUUUAGCUUAGUGAUAAAAGUGAUGACGAAGAAUAAAAUAUUUUUAAAAACAAAAGCUAAUAAAAAAAGCAAAAUGAUGCCAAUUAAUAUGAUAAAACAUUAGAGUUAAGUGACAAAAGUGGAGAAGAAGAUAAUGACAAUUUAUUUUAAAAUAAAAACAUACAAAGCUAAAAAAAGAAAAAUAAUCAAUAAAUGUUUGAAAAAACUCUUGAGUUAAGUGAUAAAGAGUAGAGUGAUAAUGAGAAUAGCUUAUUCAAAAACUAACAAAAUAGAAGAAAUAAUAAUAAAAUGGAAUGUGAAAAGACCCUUGAACUCUCAGACAAAGAUGAUUAAGAAGAUUCAAAAUUAUUUUAAAAAUCUGUUAAUUAAACAGAGCCUAAUCAAGCUUCUUUUAAUGCUUCGUUACCUAUUUAGACUACUCAAAGCUCUUUGCCAAUUUAAGCUUCUCAAGGUCUUUCAGAAAAAUAAAGAAGGAUGGAGAUAUUAAAGAACAAUUAUUUAUAUAAAAAAUAUUAAAAUUAAGCUAGUUAACCUAGCGAGUCAAGUUAAAAUAAUCAGGAAAAUAAAAAAAUGAUAGCUGAAAACCAAAGCUAAAGCAAUAAGAAAUCAGUUUAAGAUGAUAAAAAAAUGAUACCUGAAAACGAUAAAACUCCUGAUUUAUCUGAAGAGGAAAAGCAACAAAAAAAAGAGGUUAUUAAAAGAAGAGAAAAUGAAAUUAAAAAAGCUUUGAGCCCAUAACCUUCAUCUAAAAAUAUACAGAAAGAAUUGCUUUAGGAGACAUUAAUAGAUGAAGAUUCCUUUCAUGAUGAUGGAUGGUUCGAGAGUAGUACUUAAGAAAGAAGUAAAACACAAUAAUAGAGAAAUACUAACUUGAAUCUAGUAGCAACUCUCUUAGACUCGCCUUAAAGUCAAAAUUAAUCACAGUCUUUUAGGUAUAAUAAAAAGACAUCUCCUCUUAGCCCUACGUUAGUAGAUGAUGAUUAAGUUAGUGUAAAAUCUGCUAACUAAUCAAUAAGUAGUUAAAAUAAAGUUAAUAAAAAACAUAAAAGCCCAAUAUCUUUAAGUCCUACAUUUCUAGAUGAAGAAGUAAAUUUGAAUCUUUUGUCUGUUCAAAAUGAAAAGCAAAGGAAACUAUCUCAGCAAUCAGCUUAAUCAAGGUCAACUUCUAAUUAAGAGCUUGGUGCCACUCUUAUAGACCAAACUGACUCAAAUAGCAAGAUAAAUUCUCCUCUUCCCAGCGAAAAACCUGCUGCUCUUUAGAAUACUUUAAUAGAUUCCCCUGAGAGUUAGAAUGGAAAAAGAGAAGAUACACAAAACUAAGAAUUAAUUAACAAGAUAAAGCAGCAAGAAGAAGAACUCAAGAAAUUAAGAGAAUAACUUUAAAGCUAAGGUAAGGCCUAACAAAAUUAAACUGAUAAAAAAAAGACAUAAAAUGAAACAAACGAUUUAAGAUAAAAUUUAAAUUCUUUAAAUAAUGAAUAAAACUAUGUAAUAAAUGUACUUCCCACUUUAAGCGAUAAUAACUCAAAGAAGUAAGAUGAUCCUUAAAAAAAGGCGAAAAAUAUUAAUUUAGAUAAAGUGAAUUAAUUUGAUGAUUUAUUUGGCAACGAUGAAGAAGAAGAACAGGAAGAAAAUAACAAAAAUAAAAUUAAUUCCAAUCAUCAGCUUUCUUCAAGAGAAAACAGCAGAACAGGAUUCGGAAAUAACUUAAAAAGAGAAGACAGUCAAUCAGGAGUAGAAAAUAGCAACUAAGGAGUUUCAGGAUAAUUUUAAGGAGCUUAGCAAAGAAACAUAGGUCUUAUGAAUAAAAAAUUUCCUUUACGUACUCUUACAAUGUCUGACAUGAAAAAAUCUAUAUCUCCUAUUGCUUCUUCAACUUAGCCAUCUGUGGUAGAGGAAUUUGAGGAAAAGGCAUUCAAUAAAGCAAGCAGCACUGUUCCUUAAAAGACAUUAUUUUAAAGUAGUGAUGUAAAUAGCAGUGAUGAUUAAGCUUUCUCAUCUGGAAAUAAAAGAGGAGCUUAAUAAUCAAAAAAUAAAUAGAAUGACCUAAAAGAAGAAAAAAAUAAUAGUAACGGUGAUCAAUCAGAAGACCUUGGUGAAGAUCCUAAGAAGAAAUAAAAAGUCUAGUCAAGCUGGGUUCAAUUACUCAAAUAAAAAACAGGUAAAAUGUAAGAUGAAAACUCAAGAAACUCGACUAAAUCUGAGGAUAGCGUUAGUAAGGAAUAAAAUUCUUAAAGCAAGGGUAGAUUAACAAGAUAAAGUCAAGAUAAAUCUAUGGUAGCUGAGGAUAUAGAUGGAAAUGCUAUAAAAGAAAGUAUGAAGAUAUCAGUAAGUGGAUUUAAGCUAAAACCAGAAUAAAAGAAAGGCAUCAAGCAAUUAAAAUCUACGCUUAUAGAAGAUAAUCAGGAUUUUGAUAUAUUAGUAGUAAAAGAAACAAAAAGAACAAUAAAGUUAUUGUUGGCAGUCAUGAAAAAGAAACCAAUUGUUCAUGAAAAAUGGCUAACAGAUAGUAUUAGACAGAAUAAAUUGUUGUCUAAUUACUCGAAUUACUAGCCAGAAGAAUCAUAAUAUUUUAAGGAGAGAUUCAACAAUGAUUUAGAAUUCUUUAUAUAAAAAAGAAAAUAGAUUUCCCACGAUAAUUAAAUAUUUGAAGGUUACACAUUUUACAUUUCUAAAAGUAUAACUGAACCAAACGAAGAAGAAUUAACUUCUCUAAUUGAAGCUGGUGGAGGAUAAAUAAGAAAGACUCUACCAAAUAAGUAAGCCAAAAAAGGAGAAAUCUUUGUCAUUUUGGGGCCAAGCGAUCUUUAUACAUACAAAACCGUUUCUAAGCUUAAAGUUGUAACUUGCAUUAUGCCAGAAUCAAUAUUAGAUGCAGCAUUGUUUAGUGAAUUUAAAUCUGAUAAAAAUUUGAUUUAAUCAGAAGAUUUUUUUAAAAAUUGA
This is a messenger RNA of Tetrahymena thermophila SB210, 3918 nucleotides long. RefSeq names its product BRCT domain protein. Gene Ontology annotation, molecular function: protein binding. The record is from RefSeq and is a predicted model, not a curated record. NCBI's taxonomy places the organism in Eukaryota, Ciliophora, Oligohymenophorea, Hymenostomatida, Tetrahymenidae. The transcript has 3 exons.